ACUGAAAUCACGGGCGGGAGAAGAUCGAAACAGUUGGGUCGCUUAAACGAAACAAUAACGUUUAGAGUUUAACCUGCUUUAAAUGGUUUUUAAUCGGUGACUUAUUUCUGCAUGACUUGAGUAAAACGUGUGACGUUAAAUUAGGUUUUGUGGUCGAAGAGGACGGAUAAAGACGACCAACAGCAAGGGUAUCGACGAUCGUAAACUUACCGAGGAGAGACGGGAAGUGAUUCAACAGUUUGAAGAUUGUCAUGAAGGGGCAGAAGCGCAAAUUCCCACCAAAGGAUGUGGAAGUUUCAGACAGGAGCAGCCCUUUCUGGGAGAACCAACGCCAGUUUGUGUUAUCAGUUUCUCUGAACAAGUAUCAGCGUGGCCAGGAGCUACCUGACCCCAGUCUACGGCGGUCUGUCCUGAUAGCCAACACACUGCGGCAGGUGAGCCUGGAGGCUUGCACCGCACCCUUUGUGGAUGCUGAGAUGUCACAGCCACCUUGUAGCUCUUCAUCUGCACUCCAGGAGAGUAUUUUCACUGCUGCAGCAAUACAUCACUCUUCAGUGAUGUUUUCUAACAGCCACUCAGCUCUUGCCAGCUGCCCCCAGGAUUGUUCAGAUUACUUCAAAUUAUGUGCUGCAAGUAGUUCUCCAGCAUGCUGCCUCUCGUGUUCUUCAAAUGUCCCUCUGUCUGUAAAUGAAGAUGAGGACUGGGGUUCAAUGUCCAUGGAUCUUGAUUUCUCUCUUUCAGCUGCCAUCUCUUCCAUUCUCACUACACUAGACUCUAACAUUGACAGGAGCCCACAGACAGCUCCGCGGACACCUCUCAGGUCCUUGGAGAACCUGUCGGGGUCCUGUGAGGGAGGUGUGGAAUGGAUGAAACAGGGAGUCAGAGGGUAUGAGGGAAGCUGGGAGCAGUAGGAUGAGUGCAGGACGCAGGAGGGCAGCAUGGAGGCGAUCUGGACCAGCUACCUCAGUGAUGUCACGCAGAGAACUGUUCCAGGAUAUAGACAAGUCACAUGGUGCAGGGGCUCAGAGGGGGUGGAGGUGGACAACCCCUGUCCCUCUCGUUCAACCAGAAUCUUGUUCUUGCCUUAGUGCUCCUGGUUCAGGCCACUUUUUUUCUCUGCCUCUUCCUCACCUUUGAUUAUUUCAGCACCCUUCUCUAAUCAGGAUCAUAUUAGAGAAGAACUUGUCCUGUUUGCCUGAUCAUCAGAAAUUAGUUUCAACAGGAAGUAACCUGAACCCUGUUCACAAAAACUGAAGGCAAAGGGCUGGCUUGUCAAACACAUUGAAUAUUCACUUUGUUAUAUAUUGCUCAAGAAAUUGUGUUUUUGAGCAAUAAGAAUGCUCGAGAAUUUAGAAACGGUUGUUUGAUGUCUAAGACAGAAAAUUCUACAUAAGUAGGAUAGCAAGAGGAGUAGCUGUGAUGCAUCUGGCAGCUUUUUCAGCAACAUGGAGGAUUUGUGUUUUCUUGCAAAAAUGUAGGUCAAGUCAUAGUGAAACGUUUGUAAUGACUGAUCAGUGAAUCAGUACAUAAUGAACUGCUGAAAGGCAUUGUACUCCAGCCUCCAGUGUGACUCAGCUGUUUUAGAACUAAGGAAGGGAGGUGCCUGAUUGAGAGCAGGAUUUUUCCUGCAAAUGAGAAGUUGUCUGGUAAUUGCUGUUGGUUGAGAGAAAAUUUCUUCAGCAUUGUUGCCCUAAAAUUUGUCAAAUGCAUCACAGCUUCAUGUAAUCCUGAAUUCACAUUGAACAACCUGGUUUAUAUGGAGAAAAAAAAAAAGGUAGUCCAGUCAUGUACUGGUGCUGAUUCAUGCAGUGGACUGAAUGUUGGGUGACACAUGGGGUAAAUCCCUUAAAACACAAGUGUAAAAUGUUAAUGUGAUUUCACUGCUGUGGGAAGUAGAACAGCUGAAACACUAAUAGGUUAAAUCUUCUGUGAAGACAUUUUUAGCCCCAUAUUUAUCCAUGAGGGUAUGAUAUCUGAUGCUAAGAGGUCAGGUCAGGAUUUCAAACAGGAAAAUGUGCGUUAUAGUCAUGAAAAAUGUUUGCGUAUUCAUGAUAUCAGGCCAUUUGACCAGAAAAUAUCCUCAAGAAUCAGAAUUUUGUUCAGUUCCAAAAAAAAGGAAAUUUCCACUGUUCAUUAUAUCCCUUAACUUUCAUCUGUUACAAUUCAAUAACGAGUAGUUGGAGGUAUGAAUACAUUUCAUGAAUGUUUCCUGUAUUGGCAGUUAAGAUUGUUACCUCUUGAAUAUUACUCAGUGGAAAAAGCACAACUCUCAAUGCCUCUCAACGAUCGACUUUUAAACUGAAAAGAUUGAAACUGAAAGUAAUUUUCUCUCAGAGACUGUUGGAGCGCCACUUGCUCAGCAAACACACAGUAACACAAGGUUGUUCUCAAAUGGCUUCAUCAACAAUAAACCACAAAGCUCAGAAAGAGUAUUUAAUGUCCUCUAAUAGGCGCUUUUAUUCAAAGAGCCUUUACAGUACUGUGAUUCUAUACAAACGUCCUCGUGGGUGUUAAUGUGACAGAACAGAACUACUGCAGGUGUCACGAAGAAGAACUACUACACAACAGCUUCUGUCACGCUUUGAGGCACAUUGGCUGAUGGAGUCUGAUGGUGCUGUCUGAGCUUAGUGAGGGUCACAUGUUUUGCCUGGUUUACAUCUGAUUUAUUGCACUUUUGUUAAUAUGCAUUUGUAAGUCUCAGUCAUGUGAUCACGUAGUUUGUGUCUUGUCUGUAUCAGUAAGCCGUGGUAACAGCACAGAUGAGAUUUGGUCAAUUUAUUUAAGCUGAGUUCUGUUAAUGCAUGUUAAAGAAAAACUGGGAGGUGUUUUAACUGUAACUUGACCAGCUAUAGAUGUUGAUCCAGUGUUUAAACCAACAUUGCUGAAACGUGUGACAGGAAAUGCUGAGAUAAAUUGUUUGAGAAAGCACAUGAUGCCUGUUUGUCAGGAUUUUGUACUUUUUUUUCUGUUUAGCUGGCGAAGUUGCUUCCUGUGCAAAGAUCCUUUCUGAAUAGCUGAGAUGCAGUCUCAAACUAUUUAUAAAUGGUAUAUUUGUUAACAAGUUGAGUAAUUUAUGUGAUAACAUAUUUGACAAUUCACUAAUGGUAUAUUAAUAUACUGUCAUGGCAUGUAUUUACUUUUAUUUCUGAAAAUAUUUUAAUGCUUAUGUGUUGAAGUUGAGGGCAGAAUGCUCAGAAACUAUGAAUUUAGACUUUUUUUUAAUACAGAUGUCUGUUUAUAUAUACUGGCAUUUUUAAUAAAACUUGAACUUGAUUUGAUUUCCAGUUGGAAUGCA
Molecule: messenger RNA, 3295 nt
Organism: Chelmon rostratus (copperband butterflyfish)
Lineage: Eukaryota; Metazoa; Chordata; Actinopteri; Chaetodontiformes; Chaetodontidae
Gene: sertad3
Product: SERTA domain containing 3
Exons: 2
Coding region: 252-911 (219 amino acids)
Cellular component (GO): nucleus
Molecular function (GO): transcription regulator activity
Source: RefSeq, a predicted model, not a curated record